Messenger RNA from Didymodactylos carnosus, 684 nucleotides. The record is from the annotation of a GenBank genome assembly. NCBI's taxonomy places the organism in Eukaryota, Metazoa, Rotifera, Eurotatoria, Philodinida, Philodinidae.
AUGGAUUCUUCAAAACCUGCACAUGGAUUCUUCUCAACGUUACUCCAUCCUUCAUUAAAACAUUUUCAUAAAGCACCAAAUGAUAAAAAUAAAGCACUUGAUUUAGUCAAACAAGAAAUCUUAAAACGUACAUUAGCAUCACCAGUUUAUGAUAAUACUACUUUAGAAUUAGCAACAACCACUGCUUCAAUUACAUUUGAUACAGUAACACCUUCUAAUUCAAACAACUUGUUGGCUCGUUGCUUCGAUCAACCAAAACCACCACCUAUCUCAACUUCAACACCGUUUGAUGAAUUAGAUAGUUACAUGGCAUUAGAUGAACAAAUCAAUGAAAAUGAUGAUGUACUUUUAUUUUGGAAAGAAAAUGCAAAAUCAUUUCCCAUAUUAUCAUUAAUUGUACGUGAUCUUUAUGCAAUACCCGCUUCGAACACAAUAGUGGAAAGAUUAUUUUCAUCAUCAAAAAAUACCGUAACUGAUCGACGAACUAGUUUGGCAGCAAACAAAUUGAACAAACUGCUAUUUCUUCAAAAAAAUCUUUUUAUAUUAAAACAAAUAGAGAACGAAAAUUUUCGGGAAAAUCUCGAACAAUCAAAAAGAAGAUUUUCAAUGUCUAAUGAUCAACUAGUUAUACUUGAUGAAGAUACAAAUAAUUUAAUUCCUUCAUCAACAGCAAUCCAUUUUUAG